AUGAUAAGCUGGAGUAGAGUGGAUUAUGGGAGGCUUAAGCGGAUAUGGGAUUUUAAUGAUGGGUGUCGAAGGGCGCCUGGCGAUGUGUUACAAGAGUGGUGGUCGGAGGGAGGAUAUUACGACAAGUAUAAGGUUCCGCGGAAAGAAAAGGCGAGGAAUGGAGUCACACAUAAGGAGAGUAGGAAAGAGAACAAAAGGAACGGCGGAUAUAGAAGAGAGGUCGAUAUGAAAGACGGUGGAGAUCAAACGGAUAUGAUAGACACGAGGCCCAAAAUCAGGGGUAGCCUAGGUCGAGGAGUGCUCUCGGAGUAUGCUGGCAGUAAUACUGUCAAUGUCAUGCCAGUGGAUGCACGGAACAUUGACCUUGGGAAUUUCCCUUUCAGUGAAACGAAAAGUGAGCGCCAAGCUCAAGCUUGGGCAGCUGCUUCAUUCUGUCCGUCGACCUCGACGACGACUACGACGACGGUGGCAGCGACGGCGGCGGCGAUGGCGACUACCACAGCUCGGGUUUCUAAUGAACAUCGUAUGAUAAGUAAACAUACCCCAGUUCCAUUCUUACUCGAAGCAUUCCCCGUCCCUCCAUCGCACAUUCCCCCGUCACCCGCUGUCUCCCCAGUCUCUCCCUCUAACCCACCACCUUCACUACCACCGACUGCUCCACUUCCACCUGUUCCCGGUCCUUCUCCUCUCAGUGAAUGCGACACCAUCCUUUUCAUUCAAAACGCCCGCCGACCCUCUUCCAACCUUUCAAUCCGUUCCAUCCGCUCUGUCUCUUCUUCCAGUUCAGAUCCACACUCUCCUAUUACAAGAACCAGGACUAGAAACGGAAGCCUCUCCAGUUUACGCUCUUUCCAUAGCGCUACAGGCACACUCGUCAGGAACCCUUCCUAUGAUCUAGCCCAAACAAUCUCAGAAGAAGGUCCCUACAAUGUUCACCCUCAACUAGAACCCGCCCCACUACUCAGCGCCAGCACUACCCUACGCGAUAUUCCAGAUGUACUCAAACCUUCUUUUACUCCCGACGACAAUUUCAAGUCUGAUCAAGACACCCUCGCCUCAUUCCCUUCUCCGCCCUCAACCAUCAAACUCAAAACUCCACGCAAAUUAAGUCGCGCCUCAGAACUAGCCAUUUCUUUUCCUACAACCGAUAGACCACGCUCAACAAGUCCAGACGUAUCAGCCAUUAUCCAAGCCACCCCUCGUCCACGCUCACGUCCUCGUUCACGCGUUUCAAGCCACUCCCGCCCCCGUGCUCCAAACGUUACUGACACCAAGUCACGUUCCAGGGCAAACAGCCUUAAUGGGUAUAGAUCCUCAGGGUCCUCAAAACACUUGCCCCAACCUCGCCAGUUAGAGGUUGAAGUCGAAGAUGAAGAUGCUCGCGACUCCGAUUCAAGUAUCGAUCUACAUACCCCUUUGCCACACCUCAUGCUUCGACACGGCCUCCUCUCUCCCCACUCAAAGCUCCUUCCAACAUCACCUCCAGACCCAAGUCGUCUCUCCAUCGCGUCCAACUUUUCCCAAGCUUCCCUUCAAUCCAAUUUCAGCACGUUCUCAAACCAAUCGGACGUGUCCUUGGUCACGAAUAGUUCGACUGGGAGCAAGCAUCCCAAGGAUUCGAGGGACACGCCUAGCAGACGCGUGAGACAUCGUGAUGGGAGGUUGUUGAGAGGAGGUAUUGGCCUCACGACUGGUCUGGGAUGGAGUGAUAGCGAAGACGAAGACGCUCCCUCCCCACUCACCCGCCGUCUCUCAGCGCUCAACCUCUCCCGACGUUCAUCCGCCGCUUCCAUCUCCACCUCCCACUCCUACUCUUCCCUCCGCUCCCCUCACCCUCUCUCACGGAGCAUCUCCCACUCUAUCCUUCGCGAAGAAGAGGACGAAGAUGACGUAGACGAUUUCGGACGCGUCGUACGCACCGCACGGACGGACUACGGCCAUGUCAUACGAGACGGACCAUUCUCCAAAAGCCUACCGCUCAGCGGAAGCAGAACCCAACCUCUCAACUUGCGAUCAUCCAAACCACGCCCCCACAAACCCAAAGACGAUGCACGAGUCCCAUUAGAAGACGAAUUGGGAUUAGGGAUGGAUGGAGUGACGCCCACGCGCGCAGAGUUCCGUGAUAGCGCAGGGUCGAGCUCCAGUGGGCUCGGGACAGGUACUGGUACCGGUAACGGUUCGAGCACCGCUUCUACUUCUUCCCUAUCUCUUCCCUUCCCUGCGACGCCUCAGAGCCCCAUGACGUUUUCGUCUACGAGUCCAAACGCGCUCUCGCCCACUCUCUCCAGCAUGGGUUCGAACCAUACAACACUGACACUCCCCCCAUCCCGCUCAUCGACGCCAUCAUCAUGCAACAUCGAUAAAUCGCUACCUCCGCUCCCGCUUACGCCUAAAAAGUACCCACCUUCGCUUUCUCGUUUGCGGUCCUAUUCGAGCGUGUCGAGUAUUGGGUCUGUGGAGUUGGGGUCUGGUGGUGAUGAGGGCUUGGGAAUGGGGACGCCACGGCCCUCCCUGGGUGGCGUACCGAGGCCUUCAUUAGGUAGUGUCCCCAGACCUUCACUAGGUGGUGUUCCCAGACCUUCAUUAGGUGGCGUCCCAAGACCUUCAUUAGGUGUCCCGCGACCGUCCCUCAGCGGCACUCCCCGACCAUCCCUGGGCGGUGUCCCCCGACCGUCCCUAAGCACCCCCCGGCCCUCGAUGAGCUCUCACCCAUCUGCGUCCAAUACCUCGUUGUCCACGCCUAAUCCGUCUGUGUCUAGUCUCGCAGCGCAGAACGGCCAUGGGGGUGUGUCUUCUGUGCCUUUUGUUAGUACGACGGAGAGCGACUUGAUGAGCCCAAGAGACUUUACAAACCCAAGAGAUAUCACCAGCAUCACGAUCCCAAGAGACAUCACAAGCUCGAGAGAAAGUGGCCUCACAAGCCCAAGGGAAAGCGGCCCCCAAAGUCCCCUCCCCCGCCCGCUCAAACUCCUCCAACCAGGUGAACAGCCCCCGCGUCCAGGGGGAGUACUAAUGUACAACCGGAACGUUCAUGAUCAGCUCAAGCGUACACAAACGCAUUCACAGUCACAGCCUCAGUCUCCUGUGACGCAGACUCUGCCUAUGACUCCUGUGAUGCGGACGCUUGUGAUGCCUGGGAGUGUUGGGAUGGGGAGCAAGGGGAUGGGGAAUGGGGGAAAUGGGGAUAGGCCAAAGUCACGGACGGGGACGGGGAUGGUGUAUCGCUCAUCCUCGGGUCCUGUGGGGAGUAGGAUGAGAGUGCCGAGUGCGGUUAGGCCUAGUGGGGUUGGUGUUGCGUUAUGAGUUGGGGUGCGUGGUGAGUGUGGUUGCUCCUUUUGUAAGGGAGGUCGCGACAUUAACGGGCGUUUCAGGGUGCCAGAGUUGGGGUGAUGUGGACAUUUUGGUGGAGGCGAUGUGGUGGGUGCUGUGAUUUAUCAUGGACAACCAUCAGGAUAAGGAUCAGUCUCCAGGUGUUCUGGUCAAUGGCGGCCGUGUGCAUCAGAUUGUGAUCCAAUGUCGGGUAUUGGAUGGACGGUUCUGGCCUAGUG
Molecule: messenger RNA, 3548 nt
Organism: Suillus clintonianus
Lineage: Eukaryota; Fungi; Basidiomycota; Agaricomycetes; Boletales; Suillaceae
Exons: 6
Coding region: 1-3303 (1100 amino acids)
Source: RefSeq, a predicted model, not a curated record